Salmo salar (Atlantic salmon) is the source of this 890-nucleotide messenger RNA. Its product is annotated as protein lin-28 homolog A. Gene Ontology annotation, biological process: pre-miRNA processing. Gene Ontology annotation, molecular function: mRNA binding; zinc ion binding. Gene Ontology annotation, cellular component: nucleus; cytoplasm. The record is from RefSeq and is a predicted model, not a curated record. Lineage: Eukaryota; Metazoa; Chordata; Actinopteri; Salmoniformes; Salmonidae.
GGUUUAGGGGGCUGGGUUACCUUGCAUUGUCUUUUAGAUCUUGGGUAAUUCUUCUACAAAUUCUUCCCUGUGACCCCCCACCCCUCAUUGUUUGGAGCAAUACGUUGCCAGACCCUUUUGUUUAUUUCGCCCUCCCACUUUCCCCCCGAAGUUGAGCUUUUGCUUUUCAGCGCAUUUGGCAUGAAAGUGGGAACCCGUGGGCAUUACGCUGCUCGGAAGGGGAAAGGGAUAUCCUACAUUAACUUGGGUGCUUCCUUUGACUCAAGGCGUGAAUUGGCAAGAUGGGUUCUGUCUCUAACCAGGAAUUCCCAGGAGUCUGCAAGACCGAAGAGGAUGAAGGACCAAGCACCGAGGAGGACUCGGAAUCUUUCCACGGUGUCGGCGUCUGUAAAUGGUUCAACGUGCGCAUGGGCUUUGGGUUUUUGUCCAUGACCAACCGAGAGGGGGUCCCGCUCGAGUCUCCGGUCGAUGUGUUCGUCCAUCAGAGUAAGCUGCACAUGGAGGGCUUCCGCAGCUUGAAGGAGGGCGAGGCGGUCGAGUUCACUUUCAAGAAGUCAGCCAAAGGCCUGGAGUCCCAGAGAGUCACUGGGCCGGAGGGCACACACUGUGUGGGCAGCGAGAGGAGACCCAAAGGCAAGAGCGUCCAGAAACGCCGCUCCAAAGGAGAUAGGUGCUACAACUGCGGAGGCCUGGACCACCAUGCCAAGGAGUGCAAGUUGCCACCGCAGCCUAAGAAGUGCCAUUUCUGCCAGAGCAUUGCCCACAUGGUUGCCAACUGCCCAAUCAAAGCACAGCAGUCCUCGCCACGUUCUCAGGGAAAGCCCUCCUCCUUGAAAGGAGACGAGGAGGAACACGGCCACUCGCCCCCGUCCCCCGUGAGCUCCGAUUGA